AUGAAACAGAGACAAGAGUAUGCACACAAAUGCUCAAAUAAGAGGGUGAUUGUUCAGCCCUUCAUCCUGCUUACGUCAUCCGAUUCUUCUUUCUCCUCAACUUUCUCUUCUUUCUUGGUCUCGGCCACAGCUGGGGCAGCUGCACUUCCAGAUGCCGAUGAGGCAACUGCAACUGCACCACCACCGGCAGUACAAAUAUAUCCCGACAAAUUUUUCGAUUUCAAAUUUUACUGGCGAACGCCAGGCCCUCAGCCGCCAGCUGAUCCAGGCUGGCGGCCGGGGAAAGGCCCCAACGACUUUACCAUCCUUGACCCAAUAAGACCCGAACUUGUGAGUGGCGGAGGUCGGUUGGCUGUCGCCAAAGAGUACAGAGUCACCAACGUUGUCACCGUAGAAUUGCCACGAGAGGUCGAAUGCCCGCGAGUAGAAGUAGGCCGAUUUGCGAGCAUGGUCAACAUGCUCGACUCGUCUAAUUUCAUUAUAAAGCUUCAAAGGGAAUGUAGCAACAUCACCCACAGCGUACACAUCAGGCACGCUCGUUUUGAAGAAAGAAUCAGUCUGAACAAAGACAAAAAUGUCACGUAA
Molecule: messenger RNA, 585 nt
Organism: Striga asiatica
Lineage: Eukaryota; Viridiplantae; Streptophyta; Magnoliopsida; Lamiales; Orobanchaceae
Source: the annotation of a GenBank genome assembly